Messenger RNA from Striga hermonthica, 2583 nucleotides. NCBI's taxonomy places the organism in Eukaryota, Viridiplantae, Streptophyta, Magnoliopsida, Lamiales, Orobanchaceae. The record is from the annotation of a GenBank genome assembly.
AUGGCUUUGCAAGGGGGGAGUAAUCCGUUGGAUUCAAUUUUUCACUCUGUUCAUGUCGUGGUUAGCUAUCCACUUGAGUCGAAUUUCAGGAAAUUUGCCAUGGAUUUCAAGAAUUGCUUUGAUGGGGUCUUGAAAAAUAGUGAUUUGGAGCAAUUGAAUGCGAAGAAGAAGAAGACGAAGAAGAAGAAGAAGAAGAAGAGUGGUCAAGAUGCAGUCUUUUAUGGCGAAGAUGGCGAAAAGGGGAGCUUUCGGGUCAGUGCAGUUCUUGGAAAUUAUACUGAAAAAUGUGGGAACAACGAGCAUGAUAAUUUUAGCUUUAUCCGUGAUUGGGCAGGCAAAUUAGAUAGUUUAUGUAACAAUGGUGAAAUUAGGCCAAAGGGUUUGUGGAUUGAACACUUGAAAAGAUCGAUCUUUGAACAGCUGGGUCGUUUUCCAAUGUUCAAACUGGGUUUUCAAGCUCAUGAGUUUAAAACCACUGGUUAUGAAGGCUAUACCUCGCUUGAUAAUCAUUUUGAGCAGACACUGUGUCGCGGUUUAUGGGACAAGGAGAAUGUUUUUGGUGGGUUCUUAACGAAUUUGAAGUUUGCAGUAGUUGAACAUGUGUCUUCUGUAAAGGAAAUUGGAGAAGAAAAUGCUGUUGAUGAGGAGAAUGUUGGAGAAAAUGAGCUGCAAAAGCUGGCGAAAGGGAUUCUUAGUGUUCCUCUGUCCGAUUUUAAGCCUUUGAGGGAAGGCCAUCAUGAAGAGUCAAAAUCGGAGCUGGACAGAGAUGGUGAUGGGAAAGUUACUCUGGAAGAUCUUGAAAUUGCUAUGGAAAAGAGAAAGCUACCAAAGAUAUACGCUCGUGAUUUCUUACGGCAUACGAGGACUCACUUGUUCUCUAAAUCUUUUGGCUGGAAAAAUUUCUUAUCUCUGUUGGAAAAGAAAGAGCCAAUCAUUCGUCGAGCUUACACGAGAUUGUAUUCAGGUGAGUGUAGUAAGCAAGAGAAAAAUGAAAUAUUGGCAUUAUUAGAAAAUGCAGGAUAUCCAGCUAGUGAAGAUAAUGAUUUUGCCAUGAUGAGUUAUCUGAAUAAGGACACUAAGGAAUGUAUAUCUUACGGGCAAUUCCACAACUUUAUGCUUUUGCUCCCAUCUGAUCAACUUCGAGAUGGCUCAUGGAGUAUAAAGUCUGCUGUAGAAAUUCCCCGUGAUAGUGUUUUGAAAUCGGCAUUAGCCGGAGGGCUUUCUUGUGCAUUAUCCGCAGCUAUAAUGCACCCUGUUGACACAAUUAAGACAUGGGUGCAAGCUUCUUCAACCCUGAACUUUCCGGAAGUUAUGUCGAAGCUUCCUCAGUAUGGAGUCCGCGCAUUAUACAGAGGUUCCAUUCCAGCUAUCGUAGGGCAGUUUUCAAGCCACGGCUUACGGACUGGAAUUUGUGAAGCAAGCAAGCUCGUGCUAAUAAAUGUUGCACCCGAACUUCCAUUAAUGCAGGUAGAAUCCAUGUCAUCAUUUUGCGGCACCUUUUUGGGGACGGCGGUGAGAAUUCCAUGCGAGGUAUUGAAGCAAAGAUUGCAAGCCGGUUUAUUCGAAAAUGUGGGCCAAGCUAUCGUCGGGACAUGGCGGGAAGAUGGUGCCGGUGGCUUUUUCCGUGGCACUGCCGCCACUCUCUGCCGGGAGAUACCGUUCUACGUUGCUGGGAUGGGCCUAUAUGCCGAGUCCAAGAAGGUUGUCCAGCGGCUUAUAGGUCGGGAGCUGCAACCUUGGGAAACGGUGGCUGUCGGGGCUCUGUCGGGAGGCCUAACUGCCGUCUUAACAACCCCAAUCGACGUUAUAAAAACGAGGAUGAUGGUUGCCAGUCACGGGCAAACAGGAAAAGUAUCGUUUAUAGUGAUGUCGAUUUUGCGCCAAGAAGGGCCAGUCGGGCUUUUCAAAGGGGCCGUGCCUCGGUUCUUCUGGGUCGCGCCACUUGGCGCAAUGAACUUUUCGGGUUACGAGCUUCUGAGGAAGGCCAUGGAACCCGUCAACCGCUGCGUCCUCAUCGUUGUCACGCGAGCCGUCCGCGAGGAACCCCUGUUCGCCGAGCUCAGCCAACCGUCGUCGAGAAAUUCUGUUCCACAGCCUCUGCGAAUAGAUCCGUCGCGAGCUUCUCUCCUCGCCGGCGUCUCGCAGCGGCCGUAUCAGGCACUCCAGCAUCUCCGUCAACCCCGUCGUGAGCCUCCCCAUCGCCGACGAGACCACCAACGACUCCCGACCACGUCCGACCAGACUGAGCCAACCUCUGUUCGCGUGAGCAGCCGCCGACGUCAGGCCCGUCGCGACCUCCGCCCUAGCACCGCUCGGCGACCCCUCUUCGAGCGGCGACCGACUGUUUUUCCGGCUGACGAAGGGCGAGCACCACUCACGGCCGAGUUGCAAGCAGCCAUGGCAGGGCUGCGUUUUUCCGACGGCAAAACCCCCAAUUUCCGGCGACCGUAUUCACGAGCAGCGGCUGAGUUCUUUUUCGUUUCGAAUGGGAGAGCCAACCUUUGUUCAAUGAGCAGCCGCCUCCUUAUCGAGUCAAACACCGCCGGGCUGGGGGACUGUCGGGAGCAAACAGCCGUGGGCUGA